This is a messenger RNA of Durusdinium trenchii, 528 nucleotides long. NCBI's taxonomy places the organism in Eukaryota, Dinophyceae, Suessiales, Symbiodiniaceae. The record is from the annotation of a GenBank genome assembly.
AUGAUCUUCAUCGUGCGGAUGGUGAAUGUGUUGAACCAGUCUGGAAGCUAUUGGCUUGCAAGUAACUUCAUGUGGAAAUGGCUCCUCCUGCCCUUUUCGGCACACUGGGACAUUCUACCUGCAUAUUUGGUACUUCCUCUAAUUCUUUUUGUGAUCUGGAUGAUCAGCAAACCUUCUUGGUCAAGCUUCUUUCACGUGGUCCUCAAUGUGAAAGAUCCCUCAAUGGCACUAAGUAUUGUCCAAUGGCUUUUGCCCGUCUAUUUCUUCUACAUGUUUGCUGCUCUGCUGGACUCAAUCUUCUACGGCUUUGGCUUCACUGACCAGCUUGCGUUGGUGUCCAUCAUUACCAACGUUGGGCGGCUGACCCCCGGGUCAGCCUUUCUCUUGUAUUCGCUCCAGGUCUAUACCUUAUCGCAUCGGUGCUGUACCUCUUUGGUGCUGGGAUUGUCGUUGGCUGUCCCGUGCGCAUGCAUUUUUCUACUACAGCCUUUUUCCCGGCGACGCAACGGUGAACUUGCUCGGAAGUAA